This is a messenger RNA of Staurois parvus, 170 nucleotides long. NCBI's taxonomy places the organism in Eukaryota, Metazoa, Chordata, Amphibia, Anura, Ranidae. The record is from the annotation of a GenBank genome assembly.
UGCCCAAUCAUUGGUUGUCAGUGUGUGAGGAAUAGUGCCCCAUCAUUAGUCAGUGGGAGGAAUAGUGCCCCAUCAUUAGUCAGUGGGGGGAAUAGUGCCCCAUCAUUGGUGUCAGUGGGAAGAAUCGUGCCCCAUCAUUGGUGUCAGUGGGAGGAAUAGUGCCCCAUCAU